Molecule: messenger RNA, 4560 nt
Organism: Tyto alba (common barn owl)
Lineage: Eukaryota; Metazoa; Chordata; Aves; Strigiformes; Tytonidae
Gene: CORO2A
Product: coronin 2A
Exons: 12
Coding region: 73-1647 (524 amino acids)
Biological process (GO): actin filament organization
Molecular function (GO): actin filament binding
Source: RefSeq, a predicted model, not a curated record
GAGGCGGGAGGCGAGGCUCGGCUCCCCGCCGCUCUCUCUGCGCGCUGCCGGACCCCCGUGGCCAGCGGCAAGAUGUCAUGGCACCCACAGUACCGCAGCUCUAAGUUCCGCCAUGUGUACGGCAAAGCUGCCAGCAAGGAGAAGUGCUACGACUGCGUGCCCAUCACCCGCAACGUCCACGACAACCACUUCUGCGCCGUGAACCCCCACUUCAUUGCGGUGGUGACUGAGUGCGCGGGUGGAGGGGCCUUCCUUGUCAUUCCCAUCCACCAGACAGGUAAGCUUGAUCCACAUUAUCCCAAAAUAUGUGGGCACAAAGGGAAUGUUCUGGACAUCAAGUGGAACCCAUUCAAUGACUUUGUGAUAGCUUCGUGUUCAGAAGAUGCCACAGUUAAAAUCUGGGACAUCCCCAAGCACUUGCUAACAAGAAACAUUACCAGUCCGAAGAAGGAACUUCUUGGGCAUGUUCGAAGAGUGGGCCUCAUUGAAUGGCAUCCCACUGCUAAUAACAUCCUCUUCAGCUCUGGCUAUGACUACAAGAUAAUGAUCUGGAACCUUGACACCAAGGAUGCUGUCAUCUCGAACCCAGUGAAGAUCCUCAGUGUUCAUGAAGAUGUGGUCCUCUCCAUGUCAUUCAACACAGAUGGCAGUCUUCUUGCCACAGCCUGCCGGGACAGAAAGAUACGUCUGAUAGACCCUCGUGCAGGAACAGUCCUACAAGAAGCCAACUACAAGUCUCACAGAGUCAAUAAAGUCUUGUUCCUUGGAAAUGUGAAAAAGCUGUUCUCUACUGGAACAUCUCGGUGGAAUAAUAGGCAAAUUGCAUUAUGGGAUCAAAAUGACCUUUCUGUGCCUUUACUGGAGGAGGAUCUGGAUGGUUCCUCAGGACUCCUGUUUCCCUUCUAUGACUCAGACACACACAUGCUUUACGUGGUGGGAAAGGGUGAUGGAAAUAUACGGUACUAUGAGAUAAGCCCUGAGAAACCGUACCUGAACUACCUGAUGGAAUAUCAUUCUCAUUUACCACAGAAGGGAAUUGGAAUGAUGCCAAAGAGAGGCCUUGAAGUAUCAGCUUGUGAGAUUUUCCGUUUCUACAAGCUGAUUCCGACUAAAAGCCUGAUUGAGCCCAUCUCCAUGAUUGUGCCUCGACGGUCAGAGUCAUACCAGGAAGACAUCUACCCCUUGACCACAGGAGCCCAGCCAGCACUGACAGCACAAGAGUGGCUGAACGGAGUUAACAAAGGGCCUCUCUUAGUAUCCUUGAGACCAGGCUCUGGAGCUGUGAAUUCCUUACCACAGUGUCUUGAGCCAGAGCCACUCAUGAAAACUACUGACCAGAGCCAGCAUCAGGGUCGGGGAGAAAGGAAGCCACUGGAGGACCUGCAGAAGCCAACUGAGAUCGAAGACAGCAGAAAACAGCUGAAAGUGGAGGAGAAAUUGAAGAAAAAUGAUCAAAUGUGCCUCUCCAAUGGCUUUGACAUAUUUGAGUGUCCACCACCAAAAACUGAAAAUGAGCUUUUGCAGAUGUUUUACCGGCAACAGGAAGAAAUCCGUAGACUACGUGAGGUAGUAAACCAGAGAGAUGUCCAAAUUAAACAGCUGGAGCUGGACCUCAGAAACCUCUGCACAGACACAGGCACUUACUGAGGGUGCUGGUCUGGAGACUCCAGUUCCUGUGGAUAACUCCUCCUAGGGUUUUGCUGGGGGAAAGGUCGAUGCUUCAGGCAGGAUGGACUUCCCUGGCUUGUCACGGUCACAUUUCCCUUAUUGUCACCAGACAGUUAUUGAUGGACUUGCUGUGCUUCUUCAGGCUCCCCUUGCUUGCCCGCUCACUCAUGUCAGAAGCUCAUGCAUUAAUGCUAGUGAGAGACUUUGGAAAAUCUUGCUCUUCUGGUCCUGGAGAAGCAACCUGUUAAGCUCUAGGAACAAACAGUUUCGCUGCCCCUCCACAUGACAUGAGGAUGGGAGACUGAAUGCAGCUGCCAGCUUUUCCUACCCCUGGAUCCUGCAGUGCGGAUUCUUGUGUCCGCUGUCCUGCCCUGGGAGACUACUCUGCAGCUGAGCUUCAGAUGCACCUCUAGCUCCAAAGUGAUCUCAUGCACCCCUCUUGCCUCACAGCUUGGCCCUGCUGCUGGGUGGCUAGGCAAAGCUGUGGCUGCCCCGACCUGGUGCUGGGGAUAGUCCCCCUCUGGGUGGGAGGCUGCACUGGGGCUGUUAAGGGCCAGCACUUUUGUGAUAGGUAAAGGUUGGUGUUUGGGGGUCCUGCUUAAAAGGGGUGAUGGUGUGGGCUGGUUCUCACCAGAGAAGCUGCAGGUGCAGCAGAGGUCUCUGGGCCCUUUGAGUCAGUUGCCUUCUUUCCCUCUUUCUACCAAAGACCAGCUGCAUCCAACUGGGGGCCGUGGUCCUGCGGUGCUCAUCAGACAAAUGAGGACAACAUUUAAAGCUGCACAGUGUUGGCAGUGGGUGGUUUACCAAGAGGGAUUAAAAGGACGAGGGAGGAGUUGGACAGUCGAUCUGCUGCAGACCAUUCAGCAAUGGUUCUAGCACUGUGGUAUUGGCCACAGGAGGAUCACAGAACUGUGACCAGUCACAAACAGCCCUCCCUAGUUGCUGGAAUAUUGCUUGUCCUUGUGCCUGCAGCUUCUGCUUCCUUAGCUCCCAGGUGCCAGCGCCUUGUCCCAUGUGGCUACAGGCUCCCUCUUCCCAGCUGUUUUGCCCAGCCUCCCACAACCUCCAGGGCUGUCCCGUCUUCCCAGAUUCUGCAGCCACACUCAUCUGUGCCCUUCAGCACCAGCUCUCCAGCUCACUGCCUUCCCCAGCCCUUUUUCUUAGGGCAAGAGCAGCUGCAGGGUGCAGGUCCCAUCCUUAUUUUAAGGGCUGGCACCCGUGAUCAGCUUUAUGCAGCCUGCCAGCGAUGUGCAGAGCUGGGCCAGCAGUAGCACCGGGGGAGUGCACAGCCCGGCGUGCCUCGUAGUUGCCUGGGGGACUCCUCUCAUUUGUUUCCGAGGUGCGGGGCAAGAGGGUGGACUGUCAGCUGCCCUGGUGACUGAGCACAGCAGCAGCACUGGAGGGGGAAUGUUUUUCCUUGUCCCAAAUGCAGAGCUUACAGAAAUGUCUUAAACCCAAGUAGAGCAAGCAACCGCUGUUGAACCUGUAACUGCACCUGUUGUGACACCUGUAGGAAUGAAUACUAUGCCCUGCUAGUUCGCUGAAGCUUAAUGAUCUUGAGUCUAAAAGUUUAAAAUAAAAAAUUAAAUCUCUGUAGUCAGGAGUUCCCUCAAACAGGACUCCUUAGCAAGGGAACUAAAGGCUGUGCACUGCCUGUGCUCACGUGAAAUGCCCCUCUGGUUAUCCCUGAAAGCAAUAGCCAGCAGGGAGCUCAUGGGCACUAAAUACUCUUAUAUGAGAAUCACACAAAGACUUUGGCAUCCCUUUUGCUCUGCUUCAGAGACUUCACCCAGCUUUCAAAAAUAUUUCAUUCAUUUCUAAAUAGCAACAACAGAUGUGGGUGCUAAAAAGUUACAAAUACUGUUUCUUUCCGCAGCAUUACAGAGAGGGGGUAGUUGUUAAUUUUCUUCAGGAAGAGUGCUUUAGCAUCAGUCACUUACUUAACACUACUUCUUUUGUAAAAAAUAAUAUAUUAAUAGCAAAGUUGUUGAGACAAAUUUCUGCUCAUUUCAGAUCCUCUAGGAAAGACUUUCCUGUGCCCUGGGAACAUUCUGCAGUAUGCAGUUACAUGCAAAAGCAGCUCACCCCAGGUACAGAGCUUUAAUCCAAACACAUGAAUUUUAACGCCAGAAGUGGUCAGGCUUUCUCACCAAAGAGAAGAGCUACAUAGAAAUCAAGAAGCUCACAGUUUUUCAGCCAUGUCAAACAGGCCUGACAGCUUCAAACUUCAAAGCCAUUUUCACAGAGGGUAGCCCCAGGGUUAUGACACUCUGGUUUUCAAGCUAUUAUCAGAAGGGAGAGGGCUUGACACAGCCUCAGCAGUCCAGGGGAUACGACACUUUCUUGUCACCAUAUGUGUUUUAUUUGCUGGAUUUUUUUUUGCUUAUUUUUCAUACAGAAUAAAUUAUUUAAAUUAUUUGCAAGUUAGAGUAAUUUUUUUUUCAGGGGAUUUUGAAAUCCUCUUGAGGACUAUUUGUUGUCCUAUGACUGACUAGCAUAGAAAAUGGUUGGCCACCAUGGUUCUUAUUUUAGAGUUGCGUUGAUUUCAGCAUUUCUGUAAAAGAAGUUGCUUUCAUUUAGGCUUUGCUAGCAACAUUUGAUAAGGCGAGACUAUUUAAUCAGAAGUUGUUUUUUGGACAGUAUGCCUGUAAAAGCAUAGACUGUGAAAUGUAUUUCAAUUUGGACCUUAAAUGCAACAGUAAAUCUUUCACACGGAGAAAAAUAGCGGAGGAAAUGGAAUUAUGUGCUAAUGAACUGUGCCUAAAUAGAUUCAAGUGAUCAUUUUAACAGUUUCUGAAACUAACAGCUUUGUAAAAAACUGUAAAACAUGGGGAUAAAUACCAAAUUUGUGCAAUGAAAAGCAAAUGUAACUGAAUAAUAAAUAUAUUUGGA